Messenger RNA from Zonotrichia leucophrys gambelii, 3484 nucleotides. It is a transcript of the gene MAPK15, whose product is annotated as mitogen-activated protein kinase 15. Lineage: Eukaryota; Metazoa; Chordata; Aves; Passeriformes; Passerellidae. The transcript has 13 exons. Gene Ontology annotation, molecular function: MAP kinase activity; ATP binding. Gene Ontology annotation, cellular component: cytoplasm; nucleus. The record is from RefSeq and is a predicted model, not a curated record. Bases 22 to 1689 code for a protein of 555 amino acids. Gene Ontology annotation, biological process: protein phosphorylation; intracellular signal transduction.
AGCCAACAGGGAGGCGCCGCCAUGAGCCCGCCCGAGGUGGAGCCGCUCGUGUGCCGCAAGUACGAGAUCAAAAGGCGCCUGGGCAAGGGGGCCUAUGGCAUUGUAUGGAAAGCAACCGACCGCCAGACAGGAGAAACAGUUGCUGUUAAAAAGAUUUUUGAUGCUUUCAGGAACAGAACAGAUGCUCAGAGGACAUUUCGAGAGAUUAUGUUCCUGCAGGAAUUUGGAGAACAUCCAAAUAUCAUCAAGCUACUUGAUGUUAUCCCAGCAGAGAAUGACAAGGACAUCUACCUCAUCUUCGAAUCCAUGGAGACUGAUUUACAUGCUGUGAUUAAGAAGGGGAAUUUGCUGAAAGACAUCCACAAGUGUUACAUUCUCUACCAGCUCCUGAAGGCAACUAAAUUCAUCCACUCAGGGAAUGUUAUUCACAGGGAUCAGAAGCCCUCCAACGUGCUGCUGGAUGCGCAGUGCCGGGUGAAGCUCUGUGACUUCGGGCUGGCGCGCUCGCUGUGCCAGCGGGGGGAGCCCCGGCCCGGCCCCGCGCUCACCGAGUACGUGGCCACGCGCUGGUACCGAGCGCCCGAGAUCCUGCUGGCCUCCCGCCGUUACACUAAGGGUGUGGACAUGUGGAGCAUUGGCUGUAUUCUUGGAGAGAUGCUGCUUGGAAAGCCUCUUUUUCCUGGAACAUCAACAAUGAACCAGAUAGAGCAGAUCCUGAGGGUCAUCCCUUCCCCGUCCCCAGAAGAUAUUUUGGCUCUGCAGUCGGAGUACAAGGCCUCAGUUAUUAAGCACAUGAGUUCCAGGCAGCGAGUGGCAUUUGAGGAGAUUUUCCCACCCUCCACUCCACUGCCUGCCUUGGAUCUGCUGAAGAAACUUCUGGUCUUUAACCCUGACAAAAGGCUCACAGCAGAGGAGGCUCUGCAGCAUCCUUACGUGAGCAGAUUCCACUGUCCUUCCAGGGAACCCUCUUUGGAUUUUGAUGUGAUCCUUCCUUUGGGUGAUGAUGUCCAGCUGUCUGUGGCAGAAUAUAGAAAUAAAUUAUAUGAGAUGAUCCUUGAAAAGAAGUCAAAGAACCUUCCAAAGGAGCCAGGGCAGAGAGAAAACAUUCAGCUGAGCCAGUCUGAGUGCAGCACAGCUCAGCCAGGUGUCAGCUCAGAGGCUGCACCCACCAGGAAAGGGCAGCAAGAGCCAGCACCCCCUGUGCCAAACCCUCCACAUGUGCCCCCUGCAGCUACAGCUGGGGCCCAGCCUGCAGGGCCCAGCCAAAGAAAGGACUUGGGGCAGAGAUCCCAGAUGAGUGUGAUGAUGUACAACCCCAUCACACACACCACUGUGCAGAGAAAUGCAAAUCCUGGUGCUGGGAUCAGGAACUGUUCUGCACCACCUCAACAGUCCAGAAUCCCCAACAAUGAGAAACUAGGGAGACAAAUCACAUGGCCAAACACUCAGCUCUCUCCUACAAGUGUGCAGAACCUUUACAAUAAUCCCAGAAACUCUCAGUGUCCCAGCAAGGAUGUUCGUCCCCUUCUGAAGCCCAGUAAAAAGAUGUUCCAGAUCACUGCAAAUGUGGGAGCUGCAGGUGAUCCAAGGGCAUCCAUGGGCAGCUACUCGCAGGCCUAUGGAACCAUCAGUAAAUCUGCACUGCAGAGCCUUCCAAUAGCAAAGGCCUCCAAGAACCCUGAGCAGUGACUGGAGAUGUUCCAGACAGGUGGAGCACAGCUCAUCCCUCAGCCCUGACAGGGCAAGAGCAGCAGGGGAGAGCACUCCAGGAGGAAAUGCUUUAUUCACUACUCAGGACCAUGUCCUCCUCUGCUCUGGACAAGCUCAUGGGAAAGGGAAUCCCACUCCUCUGCCUUCCAGUCUCAGCAGGCAAGGACUCAGCGUGUCUGCUCUCACACCAUGAGAGCAGUGAACGCUGCCACUUCACACUCAUUGUUUGAAUUACUGCAAAAACCACAGAAAACUGCAUUGUUCUGAUACUGGAGUGGUUUUUAGACAUAUUCAGGGUCCAGGGGAACUUCCUGAAGUUCAACAAGGCCUAGUGCAAGGCCAAGAAAAUACUCUGAAGGCUUGAGUCCUUCUGCUCUGGAGAUAGGCUGGGAGAACUGGAGGUGUCGAGCCUAGAGGAAAGAAGGCUCCAGGAACACCUCAGAGCCCCUUAAAGGGGCUCCAGGAGAGCUGGAGAGAGACUUUGGACAGGGGCCUGGAGUGACAGGACAAGGGGAAUGGCUCCCAGUGCCAGAGGGCAGGGGUGGAUGGGGUGUUGGGAAGAAAUCCUUUCCUGUGAGGGUGGCAGGCCUGGCACAGGGUGCCCAGAGCAGCUGUGGCUGCCCCUGCAUCCCUGGCAGUGCCCCAGGCCAGGCUGGACAGGGCUGGGAGCAGCCUGGGACAGUGGGAGGUGUCCCUGCCAUGCCAGGCAGGGUUGGGACUGGGUGACCUUUAAAAGGUCCUUUCCAACCCAUCCCAGGAUUCUUCAGCAGUCUGCCUAAAUGAUGGAUAUUCUUUUGAGCAGAACAGGUAACUUCUCUGAAGACCUAACUCUUCACAGAUAAUCUUACAGCCCUUCACUCAUUUCUAUGACUGUUCUAGGCUAGAUGAACAGAAUUCAUUCUGGUCUGGUUUUGUUAAAAUAAUUUGAAAUACAGGUGGGUUCUCCUAUAAUAUUUAACAGCUUCUCUAGUACGUAAUACUCUAAUAAUAAAUCCUUUAUAUUGCACUGCAGAAACUUUGUCUUCACGCAGUAUUUGCUGUGUUGAGAGGGAAACUGCCUAUUGGUAGGGCUGUCUUCUUCAAAGAAUAAUUGGUCAUUUUUAUUGGUUUUGCUUUCAGAAAGCAAAGUUUCAUGAGGUACUAUUGCUGAGAUAUUGUAAAGGUGUAGCCAGUCUACAGUGGGACUACAGGAAACUUUAUAUUCCUGCUUCAGUGAUGGUUUUGGAUACAUUUUCCUCAUUAACUUGAAGCUCUUGUCUCUGUCCCUGAGGUUUUACUCUGCCUGUGAUCAAUGAUUGUAAUUCCCCCCAGCUCUCUCAGCUGCUCUAGACCUGUCACCUCAUGAACUCCACACUGCUUGGCCAAGGCAGGACUUUAGAUACUUAUUUAAACUGAGACUCGUCUGAAAAGGCCUCCUAAAGCCAAGCCCUUCUCCAUCAGUAGCACCUCAGCAGCUUCUUUGAGCUCAGCCCCUAAAGCAGAUAAUUCCCUUUACACAGGGGAACAAACCAGGCCCCACAGGCUCAGUAAACACAAAAGCUGGAGAAGAUCAGAACCACAGAUAAGCCGGAACUUUGAUUACAAAUAUUUUUUGUAUGCACACCUUCAAAAAGGUGCCUCCUGUGUCUGAUUCAUUGUGAGAUACAGAAAAAGCAUAACUGCACCUGAGAAAACACUGAGCUUUAAAUACUUUUUUCCAGUUAAUACCUGUGUGUGUGUGUCUGUAUGUAUUUCUCUUUUCUGGCCCAAACUGAAGUACUGAAUUUUCUGGUUU